Messenger RNA from Strongylocentrotus purpuratus (purple sea urchin), 3134 nucleotides. RefSeq names its product protein unc-93 homolog A. The record is from RefSeq and is a predicted model, not a curated record. Lineage: Eukaryota; Metazoa; Echinodermata; Echinoidea; Camarodonta; Strongylocentrotidae. The coding region runs from base 611 to 2152 and encodes 513 amino acids. The transcript is spliced from 3 exons.
CUGACCAUACAGCGUUGAUCUAGCUACCAACCUGUGCGAGAAAUAACGUAUGGUUGAUCUAGAAUGAGGAAACAGUCAAUAUUUGCUCAAUAUCUCGUCGUGGUUUCUGUGGACAACUCUUUCAAGACGGAUUAAGUAAACACAUUUGGAACAACAAAGCCUCUUUAGGAAAUAGUCGCAACUGGUCAGACUUUGUCGUUCUUUUUCGGACAGUAUUUUACUUUUAGCUGGGAGUGGUGGACGGUCGACGGCGCCAUACAUGUACCUACCGCACCGCGUACCGGUAUGUGACUUUGCUGCAAUGCUGGUUCGACUUGGUCGCGGUGUAUUGCUAUAAUGCUAAGGCUGUUGGACAUGCAUGAACUGAUUCAGGACAUUUUGCAACUUCACGAGUCGGGGGGAAACUACCCCAAUGUAAUACUGAUAUCAUGAACUACGGACGUUAUAUCUUUUCUAUCAUUCAUUAACUCAUCCUUGGCUUUGCUUUUCAAACUGAAGAAGAUCAAAGUGCAUGUGCAGAGUGUGAAGACUUAUUUACAUCACUGACAAGAAGCAUUCAACUUUAAGUUAUCUAUUGCCUUUGGAUUGGGUAACGCUUAUCACUAUAACGAUGGCUCUUUCAGUAGAUUUCAAAGGUUUAGACUCUGAUCUUGAUCAUUCUGUUGACAAAACCGAGGAGUUCGACAGGAAGCCCAGUAAAGGUGAAGCAGAGUUAAACAUGACCCAGGAGGAACGACAAGCGUUGCUUUACGCAAGCGGCAGCCAAACCUCAUCCAACAAUGGCAACUAUUCAAGUCAUAGCUCAAGCAGCAGCAGACUUGGGCCAAAACAUUUCAGCCCAGCUCGGUACUGGAAAAACCUGAUAGUUAUCGGUCUGGCGUUUAUGCUCACAUUCAGCGCAUACAGUGCGCUGGCCAACUUGCAGAGUAGUCUGAACUACAGUGCAGGGCUUGGUGUCACAUCGUUAUGUGCUAUUUACAUUGGUGUGAUCAUAUCCAGCUUGCUAUCACCACUUGUUAUCUGGGUUUUGAAGGUGAAAUGGACCAUGGUUGUCUGCAGCGUGUUCUACGCCAUCUUCUCUGCAAGCAACAUCUACCCCGCCGUUUAUACGCUCAUUCCUGCAGCAGCCUUGCUGGGAUUAGCUGCAUCACCCUUCUGGACGGCGGUCGGCACCUACCUUACAACAUCGGCCAUCCAGCUUGCAGAUGUGCAGGAUGGCAUCCCAGAGCCCAUCAUCAAUCGCUUCAACGGUGUGUUCUUCUGCUUCUUCCAGUCCGCUCAAGUAUGGGGCAAUCUCGUCUCAUCACUUCUUCUUCACAAUGAAUCUUCCUCCGAUACGAUGACCAACUGUGGACGCUUCAGCUGUGGAACCGGCAUCAGCUUCAACGUCACCGGUGACGUCGAGAUGGCUGAGGAUCAAACACUUAUACUCAUCAUCAUCUACAUCACCCUCGGUCUCGUAUCGACACUCAUUUUCAUCUUCUUCUUGGACAGUCUGCCAAAGGUUUCUCACAGAGAGAGUAAAACUUGGAAGAUGCAUCUGUCGGACCACCUGGUAUCUACGUUCCAGUUGAUGAAGACCCCGUAUCUCUUUCUCAUGAUACCACUCAUGAUCUACAAUGGAGCAGAACAGGCCUUUAUCAGUGCAGAUUUUACAAUGUCUUUCGUCAGCUGUACAAGAGGUGCCGGUGAAGUCGGCUACGUCAUGAUCGGAUUCGGUGUUGCCGAUGCGCUGUCCUCGGUCAUCUUCGGCCAGCUCGAGAAGUACACAGGUCGGAUCGUGAUCUUCUUGUUUGGGGGUGUGGUCCACAUGGCUCUCCUGAUCGGCUUUGAGGUGUGGAACCCGGAGCACUCGGCCACCUGGCAGCUCGUCAUGUUUGCCGUGGGAUGGGGUAUCGGGGACGCCGUGUUGCAGACACAGAUUUCAUCUCUGCUAGGCGUGAUAUUUCCAGAAUCUCAGGAGCCCGCCUUCGCAAACUUUCGACUGUGGCAGGCCGUGGGUUUCGCCGUGACCUACGCGUUGACCAUACCGUCGGCCAUAUGCGUUUGUCACAAGAUAUACGGACUCAUGGCAUUUCUGACAUUUUCAAUGAUUUGUUACAUCAUAGAGGAGUAUAUGAUUUCGAGACCAGCCCCUCCCUGGACGGAUUGAAAUGGAUGAUUUUUAUUGCAAGUGAUGCUUGCGAUAUUAGACAUACUUUUGACAGUCUCAAAACAGAAUUAUGCACGCAUAAUAUAUAAAUACGUUUAUCCAGAUUUUAUUGUAUUCAACAAGGCUCAUUAUACUUGCACAACAUUACAUGUAGUAAUAACCCUCAUUGCACACAAGGCAUCAUUUUCAGUACCUGGGUCAGAACUUGCACGGUUUCUGAACACCCCAUGUGAGAGUUACAUCUAUCAACGGCAUGAACAGUGCGAACAAUUUGAACAUUGCGUUGAAUUACUGACGCAAGUACUAUUUGCUGUCAUAUAGGAUAAUUUAUAUGUCCUUGUAAUGAUGCCCCAUCUGCAAUUCGUUUAAGGAAAAUGUAAGAAGUGAGAAGGACAUAGUCUAUACAUGUACAAGGAUACUCAGGAAAACUAAUUUAGCUUAUGUAAAAAGGGAGAAAACUGUGACCGGAUGUAUAUUAUUUUGUUGCUAUUUCAUUUGUGAUAAUUUAGCAAAUAUCAUUGUACAUGUAUCUGUAGUAUUCCUCAAUGUAGAAAACGAAACUGCUAUGCAUGCAUGCAAGCUUGUUCUAUUUCAUUGUGUUUCUACUUUUUGUCAAUAUCUUUCAUCCAGGAACUUCAGCAGAGCCAUUGUAUUGAAUAUUGGUAUAUUACUAAUGAUAACAUUUAUAUGCAUUGGUGCAUUUUCACUGUAUGGCAAUUCCAUGGGAGUCCUGAAAAGGACUGUUGGUAAUCUUCCUUGAGUAGUCCUAAAAAGGACUGUGGUAGUCCUGAAAGGACUGUUGGUAAUCUUUCUUGAGCUUAUAGUUCUAAAGAGAUCUAUAGUGCCGGUAAGAGAGGAUGGGUAGUAGGAGGAGCUGGACGUUUCAGACAGGUUCUCUAUCCGUCGUCAGGUCUACACAUGUACAAGAAGGAUUACCAACCAUCCUUUUCAGGACUCCCCGAUCCCGAUCCUCCUCCCCCCC